This is a messenger RNA of Gadus chalcogrammus (walleye pollock), 4173 nucleotides long. RefSeq names its product dynein axonemal assembly factor 8. Gene Ontology annotation, cellular component: dynein axonemal particle. The record is from RefSeq and is a predicted model, not a curated record. NCBI's taxonomy places the organism in Eukaryota, Metazoa, Chordata, Actinopteri, Gadiformes, Gadidae. The transcript is spliced from 16 exons. The coding region runs from base 1912 to 3945 and encodes 677 amino acids. Gene Ontology annotation, molecular function: dynein complex binding.
CAUAAUACAUUUCUGUGACUCUUAGGAUGCAACAUAACCAUAUAAUAAGGUAAUAUGGUUCUAUCAUAUCCCUAGGAUGUGUAGCCUACUCUUUUUUUGUAACAUGGUUCAAAAACAAAUACUAUUUUUGGGUGAUUGGGACAGCAAGUUUAGUUGCUUGGGUCAGCAUAAUUUAUCAUUGAUUCAGCAUCGCAUAUGCCAGGCACGUAACCUUGUGAGGCAAAUAGACUCGCCAGAAUGCGACCCCGCGAGAAUCAAUAACGGCAGGCAACUUAUGUGUGUUUUAUUCGAUCCCCCAGCGGUUUGCCCCAAUCGGCAUCCUUUGAGGAACUUUGUUAUCUACGUGACACAUGAUAAGACAGAUGGGUCAUCCAACCUUCCAAGUAUUCUUUGAAAGUGCACUGCCCGUAUCCAAACAUUUUUUCCAAGGAUGACUUCUCCAAUGGUUCUGUGUAAGAAGCCAUCUGGUGCAUCAGGUUACCAGGCCAAGACUAUGAGCCUUAACUUGGGUGUGUUCCAUGCCUCCACUAUCUCCCUGUACCUUUCAAUCGCACCCUUCCUCCUUUCCUAACCAACCAUCCACUAUUGUCUGUUUUUUAUGCUGUUUUGUUCUCGCCCUCUUCCUGUCUCUCUGACUCUCUAUCCGUAUCAUUGGGGCCGGGGGCUGUACUGGACUUAUCCACUGCGACCGACAAGUCGAUGGCCAGUAAACCACUGAUUAGUGCACUUCCACUCUGCAAUGGAUUAAUCAGGGUUGGUGAGGAGGGGAUUUAGAGGUCUAGCCUUAACUAAGUGCCAGGUUGUUCUGGGAGAGUGUGUUGAUGGUGUCCCAAAACACUGCUCAAAUCAUUCAACCCACUCAGUAACAGUUGUAAAUAUAUUAAAAAAAUAGAAGGUCUGUCGAAGAGGUUACUACAGGCCUAUAAUUCGGCCAGGUAACAUUUCAAUGUCUGCAGCUUCAUGAUUUUCCAAUAUUUAGCUAACGGUCACUACAAAUGACAUGUUAGUUUUACUGUUUCCAUUAUCACUGUUGUUACUUUUUGCUUCUGUCAAAUCAGCUUCGGCCUUUAAGCAUCUGACGCAUAACCUAUAGCUAUAUAUAACUACAUUAGUAGUUAUGACUGCAUAAAAAAUAGUAACAUAUACACAAUUUAUAACCCUAACCCCUAUGCAUAACACAUGCAAGGGAUAUACAUUACAAAGCCUUUAAAAACGGUCCCAAUCACCCAAAACCAUAGGACAAUGUGAAAAUGACUAAACAUUAAAUGAUCAAAGCUGUUAUUGAUUUUGUUUCACUAGUAGGUCAUUUUUUGUUACACUAGUAGGCAUAUAAUAUUCAUGGUUCCAUCAAAGGUUUGGGCAAUCUAUUUGCUAUGACAUUUACAGGGCUGCCAAGUUUCAGGAAAAGUUUAUGCAAAGGGAUAUAAACUUCUAAAAAGUCUUGAGGAACAGUGGGCCCCUUUUUCAGCCACAGUGUGUAUGUUUGUUUGUGUGUCCACUGCUUCCUCCACAGGCUUCGACUGCCUCCUCCACUGUUUCCUCCACAGUCUUCUCCAGUGCCUCCUCAGGUCCCUCCUCUACUUUCUUCUCCAGUCCCUCCUCCACUGUCUUCUCCAGUGCCUCCUCAGGUCCCUCCUCCAAUGUCUUCUCCAGUGCCUCCCCCACUGUCUCCUCUGACCCUUCUAAUCCCUUCAGUGACCCAUCGAUCUCCAUCGCUCGAAAGUCCCAGCCAGUCCGAUCGCUGGAAACACCUAUCUGGUCAGAUCGGUCGAAAAUGUCAAAUAAUAAUAAUGACAUUAUUAUUCAUUUUUUCAUUUUCCCAUACAGGAAUAUAAGACUGUCUAACUAACAGAUAUUCCGUCCAUUGACUCGGAUUCCUCCUCCUCAAUAACAUCCGAAAAUGAAGAUGUGAUGAUAUUUCGUCAACCGACAACACUUCCUCCGAUAGAAGACAUAUUGUUGGAUGAGGAGUUGUCAUCUCCUGCACGGAUGGUCUGCUCAGCGGAAUCUUUGUACGAGCAGAAAUGGCUGUUUAAACAAAGUAGACCAGAAAGCAUUGCUAAAGUUCAGCAGGUCACUACUUUUCUGACUACGGACUCUGAGAACAAGAUACCGGAUUUAAACUCCAAUGUGAAGCCAAAAUCACCACAGAAGAAAGUCGACAAUUGUGCUCCAGUCCUCUCAUUUUCAUUGCUUGACGGGUGGGACUUGGACAGCGUCCUCCAUAACCUGAGGCAGAAUGGACCAGCUUCCAGGGAACAUGAGUUUCCCCAUGUCAUACAAUCACUUAGAGAGGCGGACAACCAAAGCCCAGGGGACCGUAUCAUGGAGAGGCUGGUCUCCAUCUCCAAGCAACAACAACAGUCGUCCCGGCUGACACCAGAACCGCUGGAACCUGAGCCUAUCCAAAGUGCUACUCAUCCCAGAGAGAGCACUGCAAUGAGUGAUACAAGUGCAAUGACAGUGUUGGAGAUGAGUCGGCAGGAGUCUCGUCCCACUGUAUACAUCGAUCUGCGCCACCAGCCCACCCCUUCAGGUAAAGCCUCUGGAAGGUGCCGGGAGGUUUUGGUACAAUGCAAGACAGAGGCUAAACUUGGCCGUCGCCAGGGAGAGCCACCGGAGACGAGAGUCGGUCAGGGAGGGCAGCAAGACAGAUCAAGGUUAAGGACCGGGGGAGAAAGCGGUAUGAGCAUGCUGCUUCGGGAAAUGAGGGAGCAGAAUAAAUGUAGGAAAGAUGAAUUCAAAGAGCCAAGCUUAAAGUUAGAGAACGACACCAAAGAAUUGACAGAGAAGACCUCGGAACCUGUGGAUCCAACAUGGAGGCCGGAGUCCCUCGUUUCACAUACAGAAGAUGGACAGUGCGGGGCCAAAAAGUCUAAAACAACUGAGAUCUCUACAACAACUUCUAUGACUCACACAAGCAAACCAAUGAAUCCGAAAAGUGUGGAGAGAAGCCAGGCCUGCACUGCUGCCAAGUCACCAUCCCUUCAAUGUGCCACAAACAAAGUCGACGUGCUCUUGCUGGUGUCCCCAGCCGUUGCUCCAUGCUGCUGGGGCCUGGUGCUCUUUGAGUGUGUACAGAGGGGGUUCACUCUGAGAGGGGUUCAGCGGCUGCAGCUAAUCCCCAAGGCAGCCAAAGCCUUAGGACUCACCAGCAGCCAGGUACUUUUAUUUUGUAAAUCUCCCACCGCAACCCUAGGUGGGAAGAAAACAACGCUCUCUUCUGACUGUUUGGUGUUGCUGCUGAAGAGAGAGAAUGCGACGCACCACUGUGCGAGUCUACCAGCAGCACUGAUGAAGGAGUGUGAAGCUCAAGACCUUCUGGGUGUCAUCGGCUCUGUACUGAAUGGUGUCCACGUGGUUGAGCCCAGUAGCUGCUUUCACGUCUCACCCUACACAGACCGCCUGCGCAACAACUUAGGUCGGUGUAAACGCGGAGAACCUACAGCACCUGACGGGGUCCUGUCCAAUAUGACGGGUCCGUCUAACCCUAAGGCCGGGGAGGUGGUGAUCCUGAGCCUGUGUGGUCACGAUCUGCGCCAAGGACUGGCUCUCCUGCACCGAAUCCUGAGAGGAGCCCCAGGCGAUGACGGAGGUGGAGAAGGUGGUGCUGUUGACAUUGAUGAAGGCUGCGGUUGGGGUGGCAGCAUCGGUGGUGGCGGUUUGGAGCUGCUGGACCUGACGUGGCUGCCUGCGCUGACGGCGAGGCAGGCCCGGGAGCUCAGCCCCUACGAGGUGGGGGAGCGGGGUUGGCCUGGCAGCCUGGACACCCUGGCCUCCGCCCCGGCCCUGGUGUGUGCCCUGCGUGGGGUGGAUGCUUUCACGGCGCUACGGACCCUCCUGCCUCCCCACGGCGGCUGCGAUGGAGACCCAGGGCGACUGAGUGUACUGAUGUCCCCCACCCCGGAACUGGCCCUCAGACAGGCCCUCCUCUUCUUCCCUUAGGGUGAGACCAUCCCCCCAGCUGGGUUUGUGUCCAACGGCUCUACCAUGUAUUCCUGAGAUGUUGCUGGGUCUCAUUGGGUUGCUGGAGUCAGAUUUAUAUAUUUUUGUUCGCUAUUGAUGAAGCACAUUUGUCUUUCCUUAAUAAAACAUAUUGUUCACAUUAUGAAUGAUUCAAGUCCACUGAUUUUGUGUUUUUUACUGGGACAUAUUUGUGUUUUCGUGGUAAGA